This is a messenger RNA of Mizuhopecten yessoensis (Yesso scallop), 6162 nucleotides long. RefSeq lists its product as uncharacterized. The coding region runs from base 359 to 3979 and encodes 1206 amino acids. Lineage: Eukaryota; Metazoa; Mollusca; Bivalvia; Pectinida; Pectinidae. The transcript is spliced from 3 exons. The record is from RefSeq and is a predicted model, not a curated record.
UGAUAAUUGAUGUACUAAUGUUAGCCCAAUUACCGGAGCCAACCCGCGGGGAGAGGCGGAAUCACGGAACGAUUGCAUACUGCGCGUCAUAGCAGCUUCGCGCGUGUUUACACCAAGUCACUCAGAAAACGGGUACCAAAAAUAGACAGAAGGAGAGUCGAGAGGAACUGUAGUGUUAGAGAGGGGGUCUUUCCCUACAGACUAGGUUUACUGGGGGGACUGAAGUCUUAUUUACCAACAGGGGCUGGGGCACGCCCAAAAUGGAGCGACAUCAGACAUAAGAUACGAAGAUGCCCUAGUAAGAUGGGAGUGGCCUUGAGGCCAUCACCAUGGUAACGUCGGCCUGAGGUCGGAGCGGAUGAGCAAGAAUCUCGGAGAAUCAAGCCAUUCCCGCGCUUCCGAAUCGCCCGCACUUAUCCCAGCCUCAAGUGACCGAAACCUUACUCCAACUGAUUAUGUCAACGAACAAAUCAGUGGAGUCAGCCAAGCCCAGUUUUGCAGCUCAGCCGCUAUCUUCAACCCUCAAAUUGAAAAAGUUCACCGCCAUGAAACAAACCUGCCCGAGCGACUUGCCACGCCUCUCACGCUCGUAACACUGCCAGAAGAAAAGCCAGUCACCUACCUCAAACCUGGUCGCGCGCCAAGCACUCAAACCCCAAUCAAACCUGUCAAGGGAAGCAACAUGGGUAACAUAUUUGGAAACAAGAAGAAAAAGAAACAUGUACAGAAAGAGGACGAAGAAGAAAUAUGGAAAAAGAUGGGCGCGAAUGAUUCAUCUACUUCGUUGCCACGUGAAGGAAAGAAGAAAAACAAGAAAUAUAAAGACAAGAAAUCGAAACGUGUGAAAACGCCAUCGCCUUCGAGAGGAGGGGAUGGAUCCCUUAAAGGGAAGGACCCCAAACGAUACGCAAUGUACGAGCCACAGUCCAAUUCGAAGGAACCUCAGACACAAACCGUUAGGUCACGUACUCUACCGGCACGAGUCGAUCCUUCGGAAUUUCGUAAAAGCAUCGGCGAUCCAAUGGACUUUCGAAUGGCGGACGAUGUGUCGUCUGCUGGAAGUCCAGGACAUGCCACGCCAGAAACAGCAACUCCGCCUGUUCAAAAGUCACCAGUUCCUAUUUAUAAAAAGAUCAACGUCAACCGAGACAAAAAGACUAAAGAGAGAAGCUUACCCAAUACGCCAAAGAUAAAUCGCAAUGAUACAACUGUAAAAUCUGGUGAUUCAAAUAGCGCUAAAGUCGCAGAAAUAAAACAGCCACAUCUUGUGCCAACUCCAGGAACUGGAAGUCCAAGGCCGAGGGGAUAUAUUCUGCCAUCACCGCCAAGCCGUCCUAAGUUUUAUUCGACGGAACCAGGGUCAGCGAGUCCAAAAUUACUGAGAGUACAACCUCAUAAAUUGGUGACGCUGAACACAAGUAGUGAUGACUCUAGUUAUUCUACCAAUGAAAAAGUUGCAUCAUUACGUGAUAAGUCAAAACAAAGGAAUACGCCUCAGUUAGACCAUGCUGGUCAAAUAAAUAAUAGCAGCAGAAAGGAUGUGCCUUGUUCGCGUAUGGCAUGCGCAGAAGACGCCGGUCUGGUUGGUUUGCAGCUCAGCAAACAGCACAGCUCAGACGCCGUAGACAUUGCUAUGCAAAAAGAAAACGAAGAAAAUGAGCGUAAUCUGAAACGAGAAGAACGCCGCAAAAUGGCGGGAGUUACAGAAAUAAAAACUGUGCCAAAGCUCGAACAAUGUCAGAAUAUUCGUGAAACUGUUGUUGAGGCAAUAGAAUCUCGUAUCACCGAGUCGGAGAAACACGAAGUUACAUCCGGGCCUAAAGUAGCCGUUCUUUCGACUAUUCCUCCUCCUGAGAAAGCUGUUUUGUCACAUGUACCUCCUCCUAGCCCCUCCGCCAUGGAUGCGUUGUGUGAGGAGAACGAAGAAGAUGAUGUGUAUGAUGAUGAAUAUGAUGAUGAUGAAAGUGACAAUCAUGUGACAUUGAGGAGAAGCAAGGAGGUCGAAGAAUUUGGCGGAAUUGUUUGUCAACGUUUAUCCCAGUUACUGGAAAGUCAGGAUGACGGGACACUUAAGUUACAGUUCGUUGAAACUAAUGGCCCUUCGUCGUCAUUGUCACCUUCUAGCCCAUGCAUGAUAAUGAGUGGCGGAAGUGACGUAGAUAGGGAACGAAUGGAAGAUGCAGGCCUUGGAUAUUCGAGUAUGUCUCCACCGAUAGAGACAGAGAAUCUGUAUAAAGAAAAAGCAAUUCAGAAGAACCUGUUGUGUGUCGAGAUGACAAAACCAUCGACUUUCUCAAAAAGACUAGAAAGGUCCUCCAUAUCCACCCGAUCUACUCAGGGAAGCAACUCAGCAUCGGAUUUGGAUGGGAGGGUCAAUAACAGUGAUUCCAAAUCAUCACGGUCACGUGAUUUUAUACGAGAUCGUCGUGAAAAUGAGAGUGACAUCAGUUCGUCGGAAGAGGAGAGUUCCUAUUCAAGUGAUUCGGAGUACUCGUCUUAUAUUUAUGAUGAGAAGCGGGAUCACGUGACCAGUUAUAGAGAAAAUGAAUAUUCAAUACCUUGGGAUUUACAUCGGUAUCCGCGGAGCGUAAGUUACACGUCCGAUGGUGUCGACAUAUCGGAAAGCGAACUAUAUUGUGAACCUGAAAUUCGAAACAAAAUCGACCAUGACCAGCUAAAUUCUAGAAAUUUCCGUAAAAGGAACGAACAAGAGAUAUCAGAUCGUGACGAAAUGUCCGACAAUAGGUGGGACGAGUAUGCAUAUGUCGAAAAUCAGAAGAAGGAUUCACAUUUUAACAAAAAUCGGCAGAUUUCUGUAGAGGAACUCCAUAUAGAGCCGACAAAUAUUAAACGACAACUAUUUCAACUGCCUACGCGUUUCUGUGAAAGUGACACCACUAGCGAAAUAAUGGAGGCCGAAAUUAAACCGUCAUUUAUUGAUUCCAGUGAAAAAGCAUCGUCUAAUAUUCCAAAACGAGGUUCAGAAAUAAUGAGUGACGUCAUAGAUGCAUACACAGCUGAGGAGUUGGCUGUUAUGAAACGAAACGCACCUAUAGUGCCUCCUAAACGCCAAUCAACGUUAAACGAAGAGGCAUUAAUAGAACAACCGACAAAACCAUCAGCCCUUGAUAAAUCGUUAAAGAAGAUAUUUAAUCAAGAGGAAGAAAUAGAUGAAAAAUAUCCGGAGUUAGCUCCCUUGCAUUCCCUCAUUAUGGGUGUGGAAGAGGGCACACCGUCUGUGGAGCCAUUUUUUGAAUUUCGACAAGGUCAGCUCCCAACAUUUACUCGCGUGCCGUUUGGAUCCCGAAAAUCUCUGGCUUGUUCCGAGUCCGAUCUGGACAUGUCUGAACAGCGCGAUGAUGUCAGCUCCGACAACAUGGACGCGGAUGACGAAGACGACGAAGAGGGAGGAAUCAUGGUGAUCGAUAGGAGAGAACUUGACGACGGGGAGGUGAUGUACGGAAGGUCAUACAAAGAACUGAACAGCCGUAUGGAUAUCAAAGUAAGUCAGAAGGUGUUAAACACAGCAUUCCGGGAGAGCGACGAUAACGACAGCGUCUUCCUCGACGAGGAUGACUCGGACGUCGGUCGACCUCGACCGACAAAAGCAUGGGCGCAUCGCAAAUUCGACAUUCCUCCUCCCCCUCCUGUGUUUGAUAUGCCACCCCCUUCCCAAAGCUCACAGCCUCCUCCUCCCUCACCCUCACCUUCACUGCAGCACGUGGCCCAACCCACCCUGGACCUGGCCUCGACAUACUACGCCAUUGGACCUCCCGCAGAGGUAGGGGGCGUGGCGUUUGAUGAUGCUAGGAAACAAAUGGAGGACAUACAUAUGCAGUUACAGACGCUCAGAGAUCAAAUGGUCCACAUGGAGGAGGACAACCCACAGUCACCAAGGUCAAAAAAGUCACAAAGGUCAUCGGGGUCAGUGGGGUCAGGUCAUGAAGCGAGUACCACAAGAGCAACGUUAACAGACUAACGUGCCUGUCAUGGGGUAUUUCCUCGAUCAAAAAGAGUCGUAAUGGAUAGUGAGGCCAGCGAAGGGGAGGAUUCCGUUUUUAUAUAAGGAGGCGAUCAAAGGAGAUGCGUACUUUUAUCCGGCAUUAUUCUCACCAACGAAAGUCCUGUGAACGGGGCCACCCUGGGAGAAGAACUGUUAUGUAUCGAGAUAUGUCUUGUAUUAAAGUGUGCCUGCUCAAAUAUCUGGAAAGACAGUGAGGCCCAUUAAGGGGUAUAUAUAGUGUCAUGUACAUUGCACUGUUUGCCGAGCGUAAAUGUCUUAGAUAGCCACGAGGAGCUUUGGAAAGAGGCUCCGCACAGGUUUAUUUUGGCUUAUAUAAAUAUGCCAAGGUCAACAUAUAUUAUUUAUCAAACGGUUGAUUACACUAUUAUUACUGUUCUGUUACGAUUUUUCCUAGUUGUGCACGCGUCUGUUGAUACGUCCGGUACUAUCAGAUACAUAUAUGGCGUGUAUUAUUCCAAAAUACAUUUACAAUAGCCUUGACUUUAUUAUAUUUAUGCAGUCUGGAAUAUUUUCCUAUGUACCACAUUUUGUAUUUUUAACUAGAUUUCCUCGACAUGUAUACGUAAGAAUAUAGAUAACAUUUGGACACGAGUUGAGUCAUUUUUACACAUUGUACUACAUCAACAAAACAAGAUACCAUCCAUCAUUUUAAGCUUCUCUAACCUUGCCUACCAUCAACAUCACCCGAAACUGCAUUAUUUGUUACAUCUGACAAUCCGUAUUAAAUUAACUGUUUUAUUUAGAUUAUACAAAAGUAAAUGAAAUAACGUUGAUUGGUUUAUCGGAUAUGUCUGCCUUAUCUGAAACCCUGUACUUUUAUCAUGCGUUUACCGUUAGCCGUGUCCAUGGAAACAAAAAAGCUGGUUGAAUUAGAUAACUUCAAUCCUGUAUAAUAUCAUACAUAGCAGCAACAACAGAACGAAGAACGUAAGGCUAUAUUGUGUAUAUGGCAGAAGGUUUGACCCGAGCAGAAAUGGAGAACUGAUUCUGUUCGCUUCCAAUAGAACCAGUUUCUGCUUAACCGCCGCCAAGAUUCAUUGGAUGGCAGUACCAAUGUCGAUAAGAUGAUUAUAAACGGCUUACAUUAAAGCUCCAUAAUAAAUACACAUAAUAUUCACCUUUUUAAAUAGUAUGUUGCAAGAAAAUGGAGGUAUGUCUCGUUUUAAAUAUUUCCAAGUGGAGAUAUAUUUCUGAGUUCUGCUCUACGAGACCUAUCAGCCGUUCAGAUUUUCGCAAAAACGUUUGAAAAUCAAACAGCACGUGUUUGAACAUAUAAAUAUUUGCAUACUUUAAAAUAUAAUUAAUUUGUAUAAAACGUUAAAUGAGGUUGGAUAAAGGUUCAUUCCUUAAAAUAAAUGUAAAUAUGGCUUUUAAUAUUUCACUUAAAGUUUGGAAAUCAUAUUAAUUAAAGCUUGGUUUUGUGAUAAAUAUAAUUACGAUCAAUAUCGCCACCGAGAUAAAUGUAACAGGUUAACUAUUCUUAGAGCUAAUAUGACUUUCUAGGACAUACCGGGGCGUCAAUAUGGCGCUAGGUGAAGAUGUGAAUGUGGUGGUGCUUAAACUUGAGGUCCAAAAUCCUUAACCAGCAGGCACGGUUGAGUUGUGCAUCGAAUCGAUGUAGUAGUUAGCUCCCUUUGUCUUUUGGCUCGGUAAUCCGUCUAAGCUUGCGUGCUGACAGAGGUAUGUUACCCACCCUUGAUAUCCAUUAUUUCAUUGAUUGAUCGUGGAUCAUGUUUGUACUAUUAUUUUUACAUCGCAACGUCAGUCCCAUUGAAUUUUAUUGAUAUCUUUAUCAAAUUGUGUGUACUCCGAGAUAUUUACGUAUUCAUGCCUAUUGAUAGUACUAUCAGGAACUAGAACUAUAAGUGCACAUUGGGUGACCUCCAUAUGUGGUGUGUGCUCGGUUAUAUAAAUGUUAAGAUAAUCCGUCAAAUUCGAUAUGUUUUAUAUAUGUAAAUGAGCCGUUCUAAUCGCACAGCCCACGUAACGGAAGGCCCAACUGAUUGUGACGAUAGUGUCCAGUUUGCCUGAGUCGAAUAACUUGUAAAAUACGUUUGAAAUGUAUACAUCGUGUGUGUGAAAUAUUGCUAUAAUUGUUAAUGAAUAUAAAACUAAAAAAAUCUUUAAUAAAAUAAACA